CCGGCGGGGCGGAUCGCGGAGCGCUGCAGCGGCGGGCGCCGUGGAGUCCGGCCCGGAGCCCGGGGGGACUUGUGUGUGUGAAGAGGGUAUCCGGUGCGCUGCCUGGCACCCACCCCGCGGCCGCACGUGGGCGGGAGCGGCGGCCCGCGAGGAGCCGGAGGAGGAGGAGGAAGAGGAGGGGACGCGCGGCGGCGCAGCGGGGACCCGGGGCCGCCCGCGAGAAGCCCCGCCCCGGCCGCCGAGCCCCGCGCGGGCGGGCGGGAUGACCCGCGGCCGCCGCACUUUGGCCCGAGCGCUGCCCUGAGCCGGCGGGCCCAGCGGCCGCGGAGAGUGGGCGAGUGGGCGCCGCGGGCGCCAUGGAGCAGUGGCGGCAGUGCGGCCGCUGGCUCAUCGACUGCAAAGUGCUGCCGCCCAACCACCGGGUCGUGUGGCCCUCGGCCGUGGUCUUCGACCUGGCGCAGGCACUGCGCGACGGCGUCCUCCUGUGCCAGCUGCUGCACAACCUCUCCCCGGGCUCCAUCGACCUCAAGGACAUCAACUUCCGGCCGCAGAUGUCCCAGUUCCUGUGCUUGAAGAAUAUCCGCACCUUCCUGAAAGUCUGCCAUGACAAAUUUGGGUUAAGAAACAGCGAGCUCUUUGACCCCUUCGACCUCUUCGACGUCCGAGACUUUGGGAAGGUCAUCUCUGCGGUGUCGAGACUUUCUCUGCACAAUGUGGCGCAGAACAAAGGGAUCAGGCCUUUUCCCUCCGAGGAGACCGCAGAGAACGACGAUGACGUCUACCGCAGCCUGGAGGAGCUGGCUGACGAGCACGACCUGGGGGAGGACAUCUACGACUGCGUCCCGUGCGAGGAUGAAGGGGACGACAUCUACGAGGACAUCAUCAAGGUGGAGGUGCAGCAGCCCAUGAAAAUGGGCAUGACCGAGGAUGACAAGAGGAAUUGCUGCUUGCUGGAGAUUCAGGAGACCGAGGCCAAGUACUACCGGACCCUGGAGGACAUCGAGAAGAACUACAUGGCUCCCCUGAGGCUGGUGCUGAGCCCCGCGGACAUGGUGGCUGUCUUCAUCAACCUGGAGGACCUAAUUAAGGUGCACCACAGUUUCCUGAGGGCCAUCGACGUGUCCAUGAUGGCAGGGGGCAGCACUCUGGCCAAAGUCUUCCUUGACUUCAAGGAAAGGCUCCUGAUCUACGGGGAAUACUGCAGCCACAUGGAGCACGCUCAGAACACGCUGAACCAGCUCCUCGCCAGCCGGGAGGACUUCAGACAAAAAGUCGAGGAAUGCACGCUGAAGGUCCAGGAUGGGAAGUUUAAGCUGCAAGACCUGUUGGUGGUCCCCAUGCAGAGGGUGCUCAAAUACCAUCUCCUCCUGAAGGAACUUCUGAGCCAUUCCACCGACCGGCCCGAAAGGCAGCAGCUCAAAGAGGCGCUGGAAGCCAUGCAGGACUUGGCGAUGUACAUAAACGAGGUUAAACGGGACAAAGAGACCCUGAAGAAAAUCAGCGAAUUUCAGAGUUCUAUAGAAAACUUGCAAGUGAAACUGGAGGAAUUUGGGAGGCCAAAGAUCGACGGGGAGCUGAAGGUCCGGUCCAUAGUCAACCACACCAAACAAGAUAGGUACUUGUUCCUGUUUGACAAGGUGGUCAUCGUCUGCAAAAGGAGAGGCUACAACUACGAGCUGAAGGAGAUCAUCGAGCUCCUCUUCCACAAGAUGACCGACGACCCCAUGAACAACAAGGAUGUCAAGAAGUGGUCCUACGGCUUCUAUCUAAUUCACCUGCAAGGAAAGCAGGGCUUCCAGUUCUUCUGCAAGACGGAAGACAUGAAGAGGAAGUGGAUGGAGCAGUUUGAGAUGGCCAUGUCGAACAUCAGGCCCGACAAGGCCAACGCCAACCACCACAGCUUCCAGAUGUACACGUUCGACAAGACCACCAACUGCAAAGCCUGCAGGAUGUUCCUCAGGGGCACCUUCUACCAGGGUUACCUGUGCACCAAGUGUGGCGUCGGGGCGCACAAGGAGUGUCUGGAGGUGACGCCUCCCUGCAAGAUCAGUUCUCCUGCAGACCUGGACGCCUCUGGAGCGGGACCCGGUCCCAAGAUGGUGGCCGUGCAGAAUUACCAUGGCAACCCCGCUCCCCCCGGGAAGCCGGUGCUGACCUUCCAGACGGGCGACGUGAUCGAGCUGCUGCGAGGCGAUCCCGAGUCUCAGUGGUGGGAGGGUCGGCUGGUGCAAACCAGGAAGUCAGGCUACUUUCCUAGCUCGUCUGUGAAGCCCUGCCCCGUGGAUGGAAGGCCGCCCAUUAGCCGGCCACCAUCCCGAGAGGUCGACUACACGGCAUACCCCUGGUUUGCAGGCAACAUGGAGAGGCAGCAGACAGACAACCUGCUCAAAUCCCAUGCCAGCGGGACCUACCUCAUCAGGGAGCGGCCAGCCGAGGCAGAGCGCUUUGCCAUAAGCAUCAAGUUCAACGACGAGGUGAAGCACAUUAAGGUGGUGGAGAAGGACAGCUGGAUCCACAUCACAGAAGCAAAGAAAUUUGAAAGCCUCUUGGAGUUGGUGGAGUACUACCAGUGCCACUCGCUCAAGGAGAGCUUCAAGCAGCUGGACACCACGCUCAAGUACCCCUACAGGUCAAGGGAGCGGGCAGCCUCCAGGGCCUGCAGCCGGUCCCCAGCUCCCUGCGCUUCCUGCAGCUUUUCCCUUCUCAGUCCGCAGGGUCUGAGCUUUGCUUCUCAGGGCUCCUCUGCUCCCUUCUGGUCAGUGUUCACACCCCGCGUCAUUGGCACAGCCGUGGCCAGGUACAACUUUGCUGCCCGGGACAUGCGGGAGCUCUCGCUGCGGGAAGGCGACGUUGUGAAGAUCUACAGCCGCAUUGGUGGGGACCAGGGCUGGUGGAAGGGCGAGACGAAUGGACGGAUCGGCUGGUUUCCUUCAACGUAUGUAGAAGAGGAGGGCAUCCAGUGACAGCAAGAACGUGCACAGGACUCGCCAAUUUUCUUGGAAGAGUCGCUCCAACUCUGAAGUCCAUCUCUAGGUCUGCGACUCAGAGGGGAAAUGCCCGCCAACCUUCCAGUCUUCAACAGCCCAUAGGGAUGGGGAGGGUGUUCAGAAUCCUAAACGUGAACCGUCCUACCACCAGUCUGCCCUCGGUGGCCUGUCCUGGGUACACUACUUGUACAUAGAGGAAAUUGGGGCCAGCCCUGCUGUGGCUGCCACCAUCAGAAUGCUGAGGGGAGGGAGCGCCAGUGGCCUUCUGAGCCAGGCUCUGGGUGACAGCUGAGGCCAGAGCUCAUCCUGCCCCUGUCUUGUUGAGAAGGCAUUCAGGAACCUGGGUUUGAACAGCAGAUGCUGUCCCAGGGAGGGCUGGGGACAGCAGAGGGGAACCUUCCCCCGCCCCUUCUGCUUAGGCCUGGACUCUUAGCUCGCCUGUUUCCUGCUGCUCCCAGGGGGCGGCUUCCAGCCUUGAGAGGCAGACGGGACCAGAGCAGGCUGUUUGCUGCAGCCCCUGCUCAGCCCAGCUGUGCUUGGGUGUAAGAGAAGAGGGCAUUGCAGGAGGGCCUGUGCAGUCCCCCUUGACUUCCUCGUGUCCCUCUGCACCAGGGGCAUGCAGAGACCCCCCAGGGCAGGUCCCUCUCUUGGGAGGGCCCUUAGGAACGAUGAAGUGGCCAACCCUACUCCCAGUCAAUGGUACUGUUCUUUGCCCCGAAUCCUAGGUGUGUGUCUGUCCUGUCCUGCUGCCAGGUAGAUGCAUCUUCUAUAAACCCUGAUAUGGGUGGGAAGAAAGCAGGGUGUUCCCUCACUCGGUCCCUGCUGCUCACAUUCCUCCCCAGGAGGAGGACCCCCUGCUCCUGUGCAGGUGGCCCCGUCUGGGUCUCCUGUGUUCUGUGGUCCUUAGGGUUCCUCCCAGCCUUUGCACAGGAUGUUGGUUCCACGCCUUGGCAGGUCUUCCUUCCAAGGGCUCCUGCAGCCCAUGAACUGGGGCUGUGACCAGCCCAAAAGAAGUGCUCUUGGGGGUGGCUCUAGCCCCUAAUUCCCGCUCCUGACUCCUGGCCCUUGACCUCUGGCUGGUUUGGCCAGACCUUGUCUCCUCUGCCCGGAUGUUGCAUGAGACCUGGUGACACUCUCCCUCUGACCUCCGUGCCAAAGCUACUGGGGAAACCUGGGCCACGUUAGCUACACAGCCCUGUGCAAGGAGCAGGGACCAGGCCAAGGCUGGGCUUGGGGAAGGCUGGCCCCUGCUGGGGUGGGUGCUUGUUGCCACGCUGCACCCGGGGUUCCUCUUGAGGUCAGCCUUGUAGCUUGCAGGCUCAGCUCACACACCCAGCAUCCUGGCGUGGUGAGGAGGGGGAAAGGUCAGAGAUGGUGAGUGGCAAGGAGAAAAGAGAAGGCAGCCUGCAAAGGCUUGAGAAGUGAGCGUGAACAGGAUCACAUCUGGGGGGCGG
Diceros bicornis minor is the source of this 4441-nucleotide messenger RNA. RefSeq names its product vav guanine nucleotide exchange factor 2 (gene VAV2). Bases 357 to 2963 code for a protein of 868 amino acids. NCBI's taxonomy places the organism in Eukaryota, Metazoa, Chordata, Mammalia, Perissodactyla, Rhinocerotidae. Gene Ontology annotation, biological process: cell migration; regulation of GTPase activity; intracellular signal transduction. Gene Ontology annotation, cellular component: cytoplasm. The transcript is spliced from 28 exons. Gene Ontology annotation, molecular function: guanyl-nucleotide exchange factor activity; protein binding. The record is from RefSeq and is a predicted model, not a curated record.